AAGUAUCCAGAACAGGCAUAGCGCGGGCGGGAUGCCUGCUAUGACGAGAACAAGAAGAAUAUUCUUCAUUGAAACCUCCUCACGCCCAAAAUAAAGAUCAGAGACCUGGUUACUGCAAUUUUCGAGACCGGCUCUACUAGCAGUACCAAGCACAAGCUCGCCUCCAGCCUAGAAUAUACAGCCGCAUCAAAAAAAAACUACCAGCCAUAAUCCAUCCACCAUGGGUUCUAUGAUCCUCCCGCAUCUCCAGAAUGCGUGGCAAGUCGAUCAAGCCAUCCUUUCAGAAGAUGAGCGUCUGGUGGUAGUCAGGUUUGGAAAGGACGCACAUCCUGACUGCCUACGGCAAGAUGAUGUUUUAUCCAAGAUCGCGGACCGAGUUAAGACCUUUGCUGUCGUUUAUUUGUGCGAUAUCGAACAGACACCAGACUUCAAUGCUAUGUAUGAACUAUACGAUCCAAUGACGAUCAUGUUUUUCUUCCGUAAUAAGCACAUGAUGUGUGAUUUUGGAACGGGUAACAACAACAAAUUGAACUGGGUGCUCGAGGAUAAACAAGAAUUAAUCGACAUUAUCGAGACAAUUUACCGUGGUGCGAAGAAAGGGCGGGGUCUGGUUGUCAGUCCCAAGGAUUAUUCCACUCGGUACAGGUACUAAAGCUGUCGACAAUGCUGCUAUUCCCUGUCUAUUAUAAAAAAAUUCAUAUACACC
Messenger RNA from Talaromyces proteolyticus, 706 nucleotides. RefSeq names its product pre-mRNA splicing factor Dim1. Gene Ontology annotation, biological process: mRNA splicing, via spliceosome. The coding region runs from base 221 to 652 and encodes 143 amino acids. Gene Ontology annotation, cellular component: U4/U6 x U5 tri-snRNP complex; spliceosomal complex; U5 snRNP. The record is from RefSeq and is a predicted model, not a curated record. Lineage: Eukaryota; Fungi; Ascomycota; Eurotiomycetes; Eurotiales; Trichocomaceae. The transcript has 6 exons.